Fonsecaea erecta is the source of this 3054-nucleotide messenger RNA. RefSeq lists its product as hypothetical. Lineage: Eukaryota; Fungi; Ascomycota; Eurotiomycetes; Chaetothyriales; Herpotrichiellaceae. Bases 1 to 3054 code for a protein of 1017 amino acids. The record is from RefSeq and is a predicted model, not a curated record. The transcript has 4 exons.
AUGAUAGAUCCUCGCAGCAACGUUCGAAACGAGCCUCGUCCGAAAGAUGCUGUGACGACUCGUCCUGACAUUUCUGAUCUCUUCGAUGGUCGUUCACCCGAGCAGCUAGAGAAGGGCGUCCAAGUUGGCCUGCAGUUGAUGGAGGAGCUGACGCGAACCCUAAGAGAGGCGUCGAUUCAAGAAUCUCCCGCUGCGCCUUCCAAAACCAUCAUUGGUGUUCUUGGUGCGACGGGCGCGGGCAAAAGCUCUCUCAUCAAUGCCAUAGUCGAUGAAGAAUGUUUUGUUCCGACCAGCUGCAUGGGAGCCUGUACCGCUGUCGUCACUGAAAUCAGCUACUCCCGGCCAGGAGAUUCCCCAUACGUCGCCGAGGUAGAAUUUAUUUCAAGGGAUGACUGGCGAAGGACACUGGAGGUUCUAUUCCAGGAUCUGUUGAACAGUUCAGGACAAGUAUUUCCAGAAUGCAUGAACGAAAAUUCGGAAGCCGGCAUUGCAUAUGCCCAGGUCAAGGCGGUUUAUCCUGAACUCACCAAAGAAGAAAUGGCCAAGGUCCCUGUCGACAAACUGAUGGAGCAUGAGAACGUCGCCUGUCUCGGCACCAAACGUGAUAUUGAGUCUGAGGAUGGUACAGCUUUCUACAAGGGCCUGCAGCACUUUGUGAGCAGCAAGAACACCAUCGGAGUAAGAGAUAGGGAUGGGAGGGAGAAGAAACCGCGCGAGGUGGGGUUUUGGCCUCUCAUACGGGUCGUAAAACUCUACGUCAAAGCUCCCGUUUUAGCCACUGGUGCCGUGAUUGUGGAUCUUCCAGGUAUGCACGACAGCAACCAGGCUCGCGCAGCUGUCGCAAGAGACUACAUGAAACAUUGUAAUGCACUAUUAAUUGUUGCACCUAUUACAAGAGCGGUCGACGACAAAACAGCACAGACCCUGCUUGGUACCUCUUUCAGACGCCAACUGAAGAUGGACGGAGGCCUCAGUUCGGUGACGUUUAUUUGCAGCAAGACUGACGAUAUCUCGAUCGCCGAAGCCCAGCAUGCCCUGCGGCUCGAGGAAGAGCUGGAACAUUUGUGUACGGAACAGCGAGCCCUAAAAGUUAAGAAGGGAGCAUCGCAGAAGCAGCUCGAAGAUCUCAAACACUCCAAGUCCGACAUGAUAUUAACUCUACAUUCCAUCAAUGAUCAACUAAAAAUCUGGGAAAGAUUGCAGACUGAGUUGGAAGAGGGUAAAACCGUCUUUAAGCCCGAGCCGAAGUCAAAGAAACGCAAAGUCUUAAUUAGGAGCAGCAGCGUGGAGCGACUGGUAGGAGCUAGUAAGACUGAGUCGGGCCGUGACUGCCCAAAUGACAGCGAUCAGCGUGCCAGCACAGCACAAUCUGGCUAUGCAACCUCCAAUACUGGCCACUAUCAGGGCGAAGCCCUUACACACAAUGAGAUCUCAAAGAAGAUCAUCGAGUCCCGAACUGCCAUGGCCGACGGCCGGCGGGAGCAGCACAAGAUUGAGAAGAAAAUCCUGGAAUUGCGAGCUCAAGUUCAAGAAGUUGACAAGAAAUUCGAGAAUAUCUCCGAAAAGCUAUACGCCUGCUGUAUUGCAUAUCGCAACGAGCGUUCACGGGAUGCUAUACGUCAAGACUACGCAGCGGGCAUCCUUGAAUUGGACCAGGAACUGGCCGAGGAAGAAGACGCCGCAAGUUUUGACCCUGAGGUCCGUACGCGUGAUUACGAUGAAGUGGCUCGCAAGUUACCCGUCUUUUGUGUAUCAUCUCGUGCGUAUCAGAAGUUGAAGGGGAGACUCCCCCAAGAUGCCACCCCGCCAGGCUUCAAACACAUUGACGAAACGGAACUCCCUGCACUGCAGGCCCACUGCGUCCAAAUGACCGCCCCUGCUCGUCAGGCGUACUGCCGCAAAAUCCUUUCCAACAUAUUUCACUAUCUAAAUUCACUCCGUCUAUGGGCCUCGAAUGCUAGCCAGGCAAACAAUCUCACUGGGUUAAGAUCAGUUCAGGUAGCUCAAAUGCUGAAAGAGAGGCUCAACAACUUGAAAUCAACGUUGGAAAAGGCAUGCGACGCUUUUGUCGACAGUACUCACGAUCGCCUUGAGACCAACUUCCGCGAAGCGGCUCUCAGUGCUACGGCUUUGGCACGAGCUCAGGCAGACAGUAUCGUUCGCAGAUGGGGUUUGCCUGUCAAUGGGGGUGGUCUCCACUAUUCAACGUACAAGGCUGUGGUUUGCCGUGAUGGACGCUUUGCCAGUUCUCGGGGUUACCUUAAUUUCAACGAGGAUCUGCUUGAACCCCUGACGAGUCACCUCGCCGCACCAUGGGAAUUUGCCUUUGUCAUCGCGAUGCCCGAGAUGCUCGACGAAUUCUCAGCUGAUGUGGUUCACAUGUUCACCACUUUCCACAACGAUGUUGAAAGCGCUGCUGUCGGCAAUGGUGCCUCUGCAGCUGCUUUCGAGAUUCUCAAGCGGCAAAUACGCAUUUAUCAAGAAAAGCUGAGAGAUAUGGCCAAUCAGGCGAAACUUUAUAUUAACAACUUGCAGCGCAACUACAGCCGCUUAUUUGAAACACAAAUCAGUGAGCAUAUGCACGACGGAUAUGCUCUUUGCGCCAACGAGUCCGGCAUGGGAGCGUACCAACGAAUGAAGGGAAAGAUGGAGCGGUAUAUCCAGAACAAGAAGAUGUCCAUGUUUGACAUCAUCUUUAACCACGUCCGCGCACAUAUCAUGCAAAUCCCAACGGCCCUGAGGAAACAUCUGAUCUGGAGCGUUGUUAAUGACAUUCUCAGGAGUAUACAGAGGGAGUAUGUUGGUGUCAUAGUUACCCGAAAGGAUGAGGUCCAAAACCGGCGACUCCUGUACGACAAAGUCCUGAAGAAUGUCGACAGCGUUGAGCUCGGGAUCAAGGACGCUGUUAGCGCCGAGGCUGCACCUACGCUAGAGCCACAAUCACCCACCCAGGGCCAUGCGGGGGAGGCUGAGCCGUCUCUUGUGGCCAAGCAGAAACCUGGAGAGGGAAGGUUCACAGACGACUCCGAAGACGAAUGCAGCGGUGAUUUCUAG